CUCGAGUAUCGCAUGGACUUCGGUAUCCUGAACAGUGCAGUUAAGCUGAUCAUCAAGGGCAAGAAUGCCGUUGAUGAGGUGGAUGAAGACUUCGGGAAUGCUGAAGACCUCUGUCAAGAAGUCUUGGAUAUGUGGGACAGCGUGGAGACCCUGGUGAAAAAAUGCGAAUCGCAGAGAGUUCAUCCAGAUUUACGCCAGCGCUUAGUGGAUCUUCAGGCAGAGAUGGAACCGUUAUCAACAAAGUGUAAACAGAUCCUCAAGCUGAAGGCACGGCCCAAUGCCAAUCUGCAGAUCAUAUUGCGAUUCCAAGGACAGAAGUUGAAGAGAACAAUCAAAGAAGUCAAGCAGAGGCUUAGCAGCUUGGUCGAGGCUUUCCAGUUGGAAGAGUCCGUAGCCUCCGGAAUGAACCAAUACGAGCAAACGGCAUUGUUACGAGACCUGAACCAGGCAGUUGCUGAGGUUCUUCAAGAGCUGCGAACAAAUAGAACCGAGAAUAAGGGUCAGGAAAGUAGCACUCUCAGCCAAGUGAAAGGCGACUUUCAUGACCCCGAAAGGCGACAUAGCGACCGUAAGCCUAGGAAAAGAACGAGCGACCCCACGUUAAGAGUGCCAUCGCAUGUUAACGGAAAAAUAACGCCAGUCAUCCCACCUCCAAGACCGGCUAGCAUGCACGCAGACCCGGGCCAGUCUAAGCCGCAUCCGAGCCCCUGGCCAUGGCAUGCGCACGCUUCGGCACGGUGGUAUCCACCUAGCAUAGCACUGACACCCGCGUCGCCUUCAUAUACGGCUGUUGCGGAUCCAUGGCAGAGCGGAUACAUGCAGCUAUUCCCACUGUUACAGGGUCCAAUUCAUGCACUGUCGCCGCCGCCGGUGAUACUACCAUAUCCACAUGCUCCAUCCAUAAUUUUCUCCUCGUCAUCGAGCUCUUACUCAGAAUCAUACCAGGCGGAAGGCGGGACCAUUGUUCACAAAAUAGAACGCGGGGCGGUGGGUGGUGGCAGUGGUCAUACCAAGGACGCGCCCAGGAAGCAGGGCCAGGCAAGGCGAGGAAGGAGCUCUUCAGUCGCACCUGAGAAGAGGUCGAGUAGCCAAGUAGAGGGAGCGAACAAAAAGCCUGCCCCUGGCGCCGAUACGUCAAAGGAGAGCGGAUCCAAAGAUAAGGAGUCAGAUAAAGCGCCACAACGCCGGCGGGCUGAACAAGCUGCUGAGGCUUCGUCGAAGACUGAAACAAAACCCUCCGGUCCAGCUGCCCCCAAACCACAGGCUGGAGUGAAGAAUUCAAAAGGCACAAAGGCGAAGAGGGUAUUAGAGACAUCAGGCAAGGAGCAAGCCAAGGCGGACACGAAACUCAGGACCAAAGGAGACCGUCAGGAGUAUCCGACAGAUGAUCGCAAACAUGGUUCUGGGCAGGCGGCAGCGGAGAACGAACACAAUACAUCCAUAGCUGCGGGGAAUCCGAAAACUGAUAAGUCAGGUACAGAGUCCGCGUCGGAGCCAACGCAAGGCAAGACGGGAUCCAGAACGCGGGACUCCAUACCUCAAGCAAGCAAAUCCGUAAGGAAGAAGCCUGCCGGGGAUAAAUCGGACACGGGAGCACCUAGGAUAGAGGAGAAAUGGACGAACAAGACGGAAACUCGACAAAAGGAGUAG
Gloeophyllum trabeum ATCC 11539 is the source of this 1650-nucleotide messenger RNA. RefSeq lists its product as uncharacterized. The coding region runs from base 13 to 1650 and encodes 545 amino acids. The transcript has 5 exons. NCBI's taxonomy places the organism in Eukaryota, Fungi, Basidiomycota, Agaricomycetes, Gloeophyllales, Gloeophyllaceae. The record is from RefSeq and is a predicted model, not a curated record.